Betta splendens (Siamese fighting fish) is the source of this 2317-nucleotide messenger RNA. Its product is annotated as caspase-6-like. Gene Ontology annotation, cellular component: cytoplasm. The transcript has 7 exons. Gene Ontology annotation, biological process: apoptotic process; proteolysis. Lineage: Eukaryota; Metazoa; Chordata; Actinopteri; Anabantiformes; Osphronemidae. The coding region runs from base 63 to 872 and encodes 269 amino acids. The record is from RefSeq and is a predicted model, not a curated record.
AAAAUCCACUUCUCUUAGAGUCAGAGUGAGGACAACAUCUGCACAUCUCUAACACAGCAGACAUGUCUGAAGAAAGCCUCACAGACACAGAUGGGUUUUUCAGUAGGUCUUCUAAAGGUCCUCUAGAGGUCUACAAUAUGAAGAAUGUAAGAAGAGGCCUCGCCCUCAUCUUUAACUACGAGGAGUUUGAUCCUGACCUGAAGAUGAAUCCAAGGUUUGGAAGUGAGACUGACUGCAAGAACUUGAAAAGAAGUCUGAAAGGUCUUGGAUUUGAAGUGAAUGUCUUCACAAAUUUAAGACAAGAGGUACUUAAAGAGACAAUAAGUAAAACUGCAAAGGAUGAUCAUUCUAAUGCCGACUGCUUACUAGUUGUCUUUAUGAGCCACGGUCAUGGUGGUCAUGUUUAUACCUACGAUGGUGAACUUGCCAUUAAGGACAUUACAGACAAGUUCAGAGGAACCAAGUGCAAAAGCCUUGCGGGGAAACCCAAAAUCUUCAUAUUUCAGGCUUGUCGCGGAUCUGAGCAUGAUCAACCUGUUGAUUCCGCGAACACUGAAGUCAAUAUUAUUGAGGCUGGCUCCAUAAACACCUUCCCUGCUGGAUCUGAUUUCAUCAUGUGUUAUUCAGUGGCUAAAGGUUUUUUUUCCUUCCGAAGCACGGUGAAUGGCUCCUGGUACAUCCAGGACCUGUGUAAGCUGCUUGAGAAGUAUGGAGAUUCCCUUGAAUUCACACAAUUACUGACCCUAGUCAACAGAGAUGUGGCUACGAGGGAUGGUAGGAUGCGUAUAAACCAUGAUUAUGUUAAAACAAAGCAAAUGCCUUGCUUUGCUUCAAUGCUCACCAAGAAUCUGUACUUCCACCCAAAAAAGUAAGAGUUUCCUCAGCCACUAAAUAGAUUGAUUUGAUGAUUCCUUAGUAAAUUGGGUGUGCUACAAAAGAUUUAUAAGAUUUCUGCUGGUUUGCUAUUCUUUUACUAGGUGAUUAUCUGUUUGUAUUAGCAUUGAUUGAUCAUCCAUAUUUAUCAGAUCCACACCUAAAUUGUAAACUGUGAUCCUUCAAUAACAUAGUAUUACUGUGGUGAUGAUGAGACAUGACACACAAACAUCAUAACAUUUCGUGUGAACACGUAGUUACUGUUUGCUGACGAUAUCACUGGGAUUUUUACUAUUAAUCCAUCCAUUUUCUACCGCCUUAAAUGCAGGGUCAGGGGCGAGAGGCCGGGUACACCCUGGACAGGUCGCCAGUCCAUCGCAGGGCAACACACACAGACAGACAACCAUUUAUACACACACUCACACCUAAAGGCAAUCUAGAGUGACCUAAUGCAUGUAUUGGACUGUUGGAGAACCUUGAGAGAACCAUGCAAACUCCACACAGAAAGGCUCUUGUACAUGUAGCUGUGAGGUGACAGUGCUACCCACUGCACCACCGUGCUGCCCGGGAUUUUUACCAGCCAAGUUAUAAUUCUUCAUAAACUAUAAAAUUUACUGUCAAAUUCAAACUUUUAAUACUAGAAAGUGACUAAUGUGGUGUCUACAUACAUAAAACCUACUGUAUCAAUGUGUAGUUUACAGUAUACUGUAGGUUUUAUUUUUCUAAUUUUGUAAUCUGUAUGUGUAACAAACAGAAAGUCAAACCAGGCUAAGCCAGUUCUUCAUAUGCUAAGUGUGCAAAUGUCUUUCCUUUUGGCAAAAACUUAUUCAGUUAUCGCCUUUAUGUCAUUUUUUAUGUUUAUGGCCACUGGCGCUGUUUGAGCGUUUUUAGGAGUCAUACCUUUUGUGGGUUUUGUUUGUGAGUGUGUUCAAUAAAGAUAUAAUUAAAGACAAAAUAAGAACUGGGGAUUUCACUUUGCUCUGGUGACACAUUUUUGGUCUUUCAUUUGUUUUUGGCCUUUUGGGUUGGGUUAGGGUUCGGGUCUGUUUUUCUGACCAUCACAUUUACCAUCUGACCCCCCCUUACUUCACAUAGGAACUAUCCUAAAGAAAAAACUAGAGGUUUAGAAAUAUAUAGAAGUAAAAAAAAAGUAAAAGCUAAUAAAAAAUAGUAAAAUAUAGUUCAGGUAAAAAUAAUAAUAGAAAUUUAAAUAUAUAAUAUAAAAGCUAAAAUCUAAUAAAAGUUAAUAAAAUAUUUGUUAAAACUUUAUAAAAUAAAUUUACUUACGUUUAAGUAAAAUAAUAAAAUUAAAUUCUAUAAAAAAUGAGUAAAAUAUGAAGACUAUUUGCAGCCCUCAGGUCUUUAGGUAGGCUGUUCCAUAGACGGGGACCAUACUGCUGGAAAGAUGCUUCAUUGUGUGUUUUAGUGAUUAGUACAGUGCUAC